ACAAAAUGUGUGUGUGUGUGUGUGUGUGAGAGAGAGAGAGAGAGAGAGCGAGAGAGAGAGAGGGAGGGAGCGAGGGAGGGAGAGGAUGAACGCCAGCCCAGUCAUUCCUCUUAAAAAUGGCGUCUCGUGAACAAAAUGAGCGAAAGUAGCUGGACUGCGCUGUGAGGGAGCUGGAUCCAUGCGGACGCAGCGGCGCCGCGUACAGCAGCGCUGCUCCGGGCCUCGGCUCAGCACAGGAGACAAUAGACAGUGAAAUAUAUGGGGAGCGGAGAGGAGGGAGGAGGUGCUCCUGGCUGCUGCGACCCCCUCCCCUCCCCUCCUCUCGCUCCUUCGCCUCCCUCCAUUCCUCCCAGUCUACAGGCUCGCCAAGCGGAGAAAUAAACAGAAGCGAGCGCAGAGAAGAGAAGAGAAGAGAAGAGAAGACAUUCCUCCCUCCCCUCCCCCUCGCUAUCUGUCCAUCUUCAUCCAGCCCUUUCUUUCAUGGAGAGGAAUUAUCCCGCCGCAGGCUUCGGAGACCUGGGGGCUGGGACGGGAUGGAGUUACGACAGAUCGGCCAAAGCAAGCCUCGUGUAUGGGAGCUCCAGGUCGUCCCAUCCAGAUUCAGAGCUGCUCCACCGGCAAGCCUAUGGCACCCCUCACCCCCUCCAGGGAUACACAACCAACCACCACCCAGGAAGCUCCAGGCAGGGCGGGGGCUGGGGUGCUGCUGGACGCACGCUUGGCCUAUCGGGACUGUUUGAUGCCAGCCUCCACCAUGCCAGCCCCUCGGGUCCUGACCCCUCCGUCAUGAAUCUGAUUUCAGCUCUGGAGUCCCGGGGUCCACAGCCCCCACCCUCUGCUUCCUCUCUCCUCUCUCAGUUUCGUACUCCCUCUUGGCAGACUGCAAUGCAUACACCGGCCCCAGCGGAGCUCUUUAUUUCAGGGGCUCUUCCGGGUUCCAGCUCCUUCCCCUCCUCCUCAGCCCUUUCUGCAUACCAGCAUCCUGGCUCCUUCUCUGGACGAUCUUUCACUCCCUCACUAUCCCUGCAGGACACGCCUACAUUUAGCCCGACUUCCAAUGGUUUACUAUCCCCCCAUGAUCCCCUGCUGCACAUCAAAACACCCUCCCAGUCCAGCUUGGGCUUUGAUCGCUUGCUGUCUUCCCAGAGUGCCACCUACCGGGGCUCCCAGGAGCCUCAGGCCCCUCCUCAGGCCCAAGCCCCUUCCACCUCCUCCAGUUGCCACCUGCCCCCUUCCCAGUUCAAUCUGUUGUCCUCCCAGCUCCACAACCAGUCCUCCCAGCUUUAUAAUGCCUCCAUGUUCUCUUCCACAACAGCCCUGCCGCCCACGGCCCCUCCUCUGCCCCAGCCUCCUCCAGAGAGGGCAGUUUCCCGGCAGGAUAGUGUGAUUAAGCAUUACCAACGCUCAUCCCCAGCCCAGUCCACAACACUCCCCCUACAGCAAUAUGUCAGCUGUGGUGGGUCAUCGAGCUACCAGCAAAUAGGCAGCCACCGCCGGCAUUCUGGAGUGUCCUGCAGUCCCCUGGGGGACCAGAGCCCAUCCUCUGACCCCAAGCCCACACCACGGAUGGAAUCCAAGACGUAUCGACCUAUCAUCCAAACUCCUUACACAUCCUCGUCCUCCAGCUCCUCAACCUCCUCCUCAUCAGGCACUAAGGAAGCCAAGAGUUCCAGCUCUAGUAGUGGCUACUCCUCUUCGGGCUCAGCAUCAUCCUCUUCCCGUACUCCACACACUCCACCAUCAGCCUCCUCCGCCUCCUCUUCAUCCUCUUCUAGUUCCAAGACAAGCACAGGCUCCUUGUCUGCUCCCUCUCGUCAGCAGCCCCCACCUCAGUCAGCACCGGCACCACCUCCUCUACCAGUGGUGUCAUCCACCCUUGCUCAACAGCCAGCACCCAAACAAUGCCUUUCCACCUAUGGCUCUUCGUCUGUGGCCAAAUCUAGUACAGGCCUACCAGACCAGACCCCUCCCCAGCAACAUGCCCAGUCCUACUCUCCCAACCAGCCUCCAUCUACACACAUGGCCCAGUCCUAUGGAGGCUUCAACUCACCUCAUGCCCAGGACCUGAGCUCUGGGGCAGGGGGCACUGGAGGGAAGGCCUUCACUGGUAUAGGCUCAGGGGGACGCUCGUUUUCUGCAGAAAUAGUCUUUGGGGACUCAAGCUUUGGCUCAGCUUCUCAUAGAAGAGCAGGCAGUCCUUCCUUAGGUUAUGGGAGUGCUGGAGGAUCAACAGGAAGUGGACCCAUAUCAGGAGCUGCUACACAUGGCAGUGUAGUUGGAUCUGCAGGAUCAGGGAGCGGGGCUGCUAGUGUUGGUAAUGGAGGCAGCAGCUCUUACCACCUGCCUGAGUCUAGUUCCUCGCCCUCCAUAAAUCCUACUAUUAGUCGCCCUGGAUUGCACUCUCCUGCUUCUGCUCGCCCUGCACAGUCCCCUGGAGGUUCAGGGGCCACCAAAUACUUGUCCUCCAUCCUCACUCCUGCUUUUAUGUCCUCACCACAAGGUUUCCCUGAUACACGGCAAGCACAGAGCCAGUCCUACCACUCAACACCACCCAAGCCAAAAACAGAGACCAACAUGCUGGGAGUUGAGCGAUCCCAAGAUGUGGAAGAGGAUGAUGAUGAUUUCCUCAUCCACCACUUACUACAUGCCCAGAGCUCAACUUCCCAUCAAUCUCAGCAUCACCCACCUCCUCAGCAAUUACCCCAGUCGCACCCACAGGCUAGGGAUGGGGAAGGCAAGGGGGUGACCUAUGACAUUAACAAGAUCUCAGAAGAGCGCUACCACCUUCAGAGUGUCAUUCGCACCAAUAACACCACCAGCAGCUCAGGUCCUGGAACGGCAAUUGGUGAUGCAGCAAGUGGCUUAAACAGUCAGUUGGAAAUAUCACAGAAGAAACAGCAGCAGACCAAGUCAGAAUUGACCAUAUCAAAGUCCACUGCUGGAGGGGUAGGAGGGGUCACUGACUCUCUUUCCCAUACUACCCACUCCCAUCAACAACAGCUUAACUCCCUGGGAUCUGUGGUCCAUUAUGGAAGAGGGGACCCCUACACACAGCACCCACACUCCCAACAUUCCCAUCACACCUCACAUGUGUCCACACACGCUCAGCAACACUCUCGGCAUACCCAGCACACACAGCACUCUCAACAUUCUCAGCAUAGCCAUCCCCAUUCCCACUCACACAGCCACCCUCACAUGGAGCUGAAGAAGCCUUCAGAUGCAAAUGACAAUGCCUACUUGUGUAACACACCAGAUGUGCAGCAGGCUCGACAAAGCCAGGUCCCCCUCUCUCUGAUGGAUACGCCACCAGACCCUCCCCAGCAAACUCACAUGCUGCAGUCUGUCCUUUCCCAUACCACCCGCACCAAGAUGGACCCCCAACAAGCCCCUCCACAGCAACAGCAGCAGCAGCAGCAGCAGCAUCCUUUGAGCCAGCAGGCUAUGAUAGGUUCAGCCGGAGGAGCAGGUCCUGCUGGGGUGGAAUCCCACCCACAGAACCAGUCCUCACAGUUGCAACUCCAGCUCCAGACUCAGGGUAUAGAUACCCACUAUAGCCUUGGAGCCCAGCCAAGAGAUCAAACCCGAGCCAGUCAGAACUCAGUGUCUCCGCUAGAAAUGCUAGAACAAUCACUUUCCCGGACAAACAGCAGAGACAGCGGAGGAGCUCUGGACAGAACUGUGGUUGGGGUGAAUGUUACAGGAGGGGAUGGAGGUGGUGGAGACAGACAUAGACAGCAGCACAGACUUACACCCCACCACCAUCCCCAACAAACAGCCUCUGAUCUCCAUGACUUCCUCUCUGAACCAGAUAUGGGCUUGUCCACCCCCUCACACCUGCACCACCUCAACCAACCACAGGCCCAUGCCCACCCCCAUGCCCACCACCAACAGCAAGCACACACUCACCAUCAGCUGUCACACUCUCAGUUAGCUCACCCACACUCCCACCGGAUGGCAGCAAAUAUGGGAACUCCGCAACAACAGCAACAGCCCCAACAAAGAGAGCCUGAAACCCAGCUGUCACACUCCCAGUUAGACCAGCUCAAACAGCACCAGUUUGACACAGUGAGCCCAGUGGGUGAAGUACAGAAUCAAGCUCAGCAGCAGCAGCAACAGCAGCAGCAGCAGCAACGGUUUGCGCCUCUAACAUCCAUCUGCUUUCCAGACUCUCUCUUACACGAUGAAGACCGCUCUUUCUUUCCUGAGAUGGAGGACAUGUUUUGUUCAGCUGAUUACAAGUCAAGCUGUGCUGGGGAUUCAGGGGCAGGACAGGCUGCUCAAGAAAGCCUUACCCAGGGUCAUGGGCAGGGGCAAGAGGGUAUGGAGGCCUUAAAAACAGGAGGUGCUGGAGAGGGCUAUGAUAUAGUUGGUCAUCAUGGUGAUCAAGGCUAUGGACAGUACUGCCACAGCCUUCCAGGAACAGGAAAUGGCAAUCUGCACUUAGACCUUGACUCUAUGAAGACCCAUGAGCUUCCCUCCACUGUGAAUACUGACCAGCUUGGCCUCAUCCAAUCCCAAACUACUACCAUGGGAAUGAGUUCAGCAGUUCAAGGGGAGAGCUCAGUCAACAAGAUGAUGGGAACUGUGGGAGUGGGUGGAAGUUCAAGCACUACUAGUUUGACCUCACCUAUCUUCUGUUCCUCUCGACCCAAGAAACUGCUGAAGACCAGCUCAUUUCAUUUACUCAAACAGCGGCGUGAGCCACAACCUCAAACAAAGAAAAACUAUGCGCAGGAGUACGAAUUUGAGGACGAUGAGGAUAAAGCUGAUGCUCCAGCUGAUAUUCGCCUCAACAGUCGACGCCUUCCUGACCUGCUCCCUGACUUGGUGUCUAGUUGUAGGAAGGCUGGUGGGGCAUCAGGAGUAAGUGGGCUCAGUCCACUGAUGGGUGACAUGGACUUCUGCCACCCCUCCAGCUACUCUUCCCUUGGACACCCUCCACAACUCCUCCCCAACGAUGGACCUAAAAAAAGAGGCAGGAAACCAACUAAACCAAAACGUGAAGGCCCUCCUCGCCCACGAGGUAGACCACGCAUACGUCCUCUUCCAGAGCCUCCUUACUGCAGGGGGCUGAUGGGAUCAGUGGCUGGAGAAAGUAGGAGGGGUCGCGGGCGGGGUCGAGGGCGAGGCAGGAGGGAGGAAGGGCUUGUGGAAAUGCAUCAAGAUAUGAACAAAGCACAAAGCCUCCCAUAUCACCAUCAGCAGCAGCAUCAACAGCAACAGUUCAGCCAACAGCAGCAUCUCCAACAGCAUCCACACCAACAUCACAGACAGCAGGCAGACCACCACCAAGCACCACAACAACUGCAACAACAGCAUCACCUGCAACAUCAGCAGCAGCAUGUUUCCUGUCCUCACCACCAACCGCAUCAUCAACAGCAGCAACAUCAACAACAUCAUCAUCAGCAACAACAGCAACAAUCCCAGCAGCCGCAGCAGGAUCCAAUCAGACCUAUCAAGAUCAAACUGCCUGUUCCGACCAUGCUUCCAUCAGAAUCCUUGUUGAGGACAGACUCACUGUCCAGCACCGAGCCAGUUCUGUCUGAUGGAUCAGUGGGGUCAGCGCCAUCUCUGGGCCUGAGUCCUGGACCCAGCACCGCCAUGGACAUCAGUAGAAAUGAGCUGAACCAGACUCAAGACAAGAUGAUGAAUCAGCAGAAAGCUGGAGAGAUGGCGUGGAAGAAAGAAAUUGAUGAUCCACUGAAUCCUGAAGCCUGGGCUGCUAUGCAGAAACUCUCCAGUUCAGCUGAUGAGAAGGCUUUCGACUUCAAACCUGGCUUCAUGGCCUCUUUUUUGGACUUCCUGAAGACAGGCAAAAAACAGUCAGGCCUUGAACUGGGACAUGAUGGAGGCGAGCAGGAAGCCCUGAACCCAUGUUCCUCUCUGAAGGGAGGGAUCAGGCCCUUUUCCCCGCCUCCUCCUCCCCUACCACCAACUCCUCCACAGCAGCCUCCAGGAACAUUCAGCGAGGGAGGGCAGGGCGAGGGAGCGGACCUGGCUCUCAGCAGCUGCCCAAGUCCCUGCAAGCCUCUGGAUGAGGAGCUAAAAAGGAACCUGGAGACGCUGCCCUCCUUCUCCUCUGAUGAGGAGGACUCAGUCAGUAAGAACCAGGACCUGCAGAAGAGCAUCUCAUCUGCCAUUUCUGCCCUUUAUGACACCCCACACUCUUUGGCUGCUGCAAUGGCUUCUGCCAUGGUCAAGGCCCCACCCACUCUGUCCCCGCCUACCCCACAGGAACCGCCACUCAGCCCCCCUCUCCCUGCCAUGCCUCCCCUCAUCCCCAGUAUGGAGAACGGAAAAGAGGAGGUGCUCACGUACCCUCAGCAUCACACACAGGACAAGGAAGAACAAAAAUUGGUCCCCCCACAGUCGAAAAGAGAAGAAGCAGAGGAGAGGGAGGUUGAGCAAGGAGGAGAAGAGGAGGAGGAGGGAGGAGGGGAGACUGCAGAAAAUGAAGAAAUAAUGAGAGAAUCACAGAAUCUGCAGCAGGGAGCCCUGGAAGAGCAGGAGGAAGUGGGGGAGGAAGAGGAGGAGGAAAGGAUGUCUGAAGUGCAGAUUUUGGAGGUUCCUAAGGUCGAAGAUUCUCCAUCAGGAGCUGUGCUUGCUCCUGCACCUCCAUCCCCAUCACCGUCCAUCUCCCCCUCACCACCCAUCUACUCUACACCCUCGCCCCUCCCUCCCCUGUGUCUCUCCGUGCCCUCCCCACAGCCGAUCCAGCAGGAUGAGGAACAGGUGAAUCCAACUUAUCCUCCUUCUGAGCAGCAGCAGCAGCAGCAGCAGCAGCAGCCCUCCUACCAACUGGCUCCAACUGCAGGCACCUCCCCACCCCCGUCCACCUCCCCCCCGGCCAUCCCGUCCUCACCCCUCUCCAACCUUCCCCUGGGCCAGUCCAUCCCCCCUCCGUCCACCACACCUCCCCCAUCAUCCUCUGAUCAGGACCAGGAACCUGAAGCUGGACAGCCUUCCCCCUCCUCAUCAUCCUCUUCCUCACCCUCUUCGUCAUCCUCUCCGCCACCAUCACCUCCAACCCCGGAAGAGACCCCAGCAUCCCAGCGUCUUACCUCCCUCCACCUGGCAAAGAAGCAGGCCGACGCCGCCAUAGCUGGGGAGAGUGAAGAGGAGGACAGUGAGAGCGGAGGCGAGGGAAUCUUCCGUGAACGGGACGAGUUUGUGGUUCGAACUGAGGACAUUGGGACUCUUAAGAUGGCCUUGCAGACAGGCCGGGAGCCCCCACCCAUCUGGAGGGUGCAGAAAGCCUUGCUCCAGAAAUUCAGCCCAGAGAUCAAAGAUGGUCAAAGGCAGUUCUGUGCAACCAGCAAUUAUCUGGGUUACUUUGGUGAUGCCAAAAUGCGCUACCAGCGUUUGUAUGUGAAGUUCUUGGAGAAUGUCAACAAAAAAGAUUAUGUCAGAGUGUGUUCUCGAAAGCCGUGGCAUAGAGCCGGUCUGACUCUGAGGCGCCAGUCACUACCUAAACAGCUGGCCACCAUUCACAAUCAAACCCCACCUGUGGAGAGAGACGACAGAGAAAAGGAGAGACAGAAAGAGAGAGAGCUGAAGGAGCAGAGAGAAAGAGAAAAAGAACAAAGAGAGAGGGAGCACAGGGAGAAAGUAGAAAAAGAGCAGAAGGAGAGAGAGAGGAGAGAGAGAGAGGAGAGAGAGCAAAAAGAGAAGGAGAAACAGGAGAGGGAGCAGAAAGAGAGGGACAGGAAAGAAAUAGAAAAGAUGGAGAGGGAGCGGAGAGAAAAGGAGAAAGAAAUGGAAUGGGAGAAAGAGAGGGAGAGUGAAAGAAGGGAGAAGGAGCAGAAAGAGAGGGAGAGAAGAGAGAAAGAGCAAAAGGACAGGGAGAGAAGAGAAUGUGAGAGAGAGCUGAAAGAGAGGGAGAGAAGGAACAGGGAGCAAAGAGAGAAGGAGAAACAGGAUAGGGAGCGGAAAGAGAGGGAAAGACAGGAGAGAGAACGAAAAGAGAGGGAGAGACAGGAGAGGGAGCAAAAAGAAAGCGAGAAACGGGAGAGAGAGCAGAAAGAAAAGGAAAAAAAGGAGAGGGAGCAAAGUGAAAGGGAGAGACAGGAGAGAGAGCAUAAAGAGAGGGAGAAACUAGAGAGGGAGAGAAGAGAGAAAGAGGGAGAAAAGAGAGAACGGGAGCGGAGAGAAAAGGAGAAACAGGAAAGGGAGCGGCGAGAGGAGAGAGAACAGAAGGAGAAGGAAAGAGAGAAAGAGAGGGAGGAGAAAGAAAAGGAGGGAAGAGAGAGGGAGAAAGAGAAGGAGAAACAAAGGGAUCAGGAGAAAGAGAAGAGGGAGAGAGAGGCGCGAGAGAGGAGAGAUGGCACAGUGGAGUUUGCAAGGUUGAAGGAGGAGAAGAGAGGAGGAGAGAAGAAGAUGGAGCGUCAGUCCAGAGCCAAGACUUCAAAGGACAAGGCAGAGCCUCCUCCCAAGAAGAGGAAGAAGUGGCUGCAGGAGGUGCCAUCUUCCUCCUCUGAGUCUGACUCCUCCCCUCCCAGUGAUGACGAAGGGCCCAUGCGGGCUGGAGCUAACAGCCGAGCCAUGAGGGAGAUGUUCAGGAGCUACGUGGAGAUGCUGGUCAGCACAGCACUCGACCCUGAUAUGAUCCAAGCACUGGAGGACACUGAUGAUGAGUUGUACCUCCCACCCAUGAGGAAAAUUGAUUGCCUGCUCAGUGAACAGAAGAAGAGGUUGUUGAGGAGAGUCAACAUGAGUGCUCAGCACCAGGAGGCUUUAAAUAUAUUCCCCAAAAUGACAGCAGACCCACUGGAAUCUGGAGUUGUCAAAGUUCAUCUUGGUGGGGAGGGUUACAACCGCAAAACCCUCAACCGAGUCAAGAGGAGUAUUCCUAAACAACAGGAUCUGAAGCUCUCAAUUGAAACUUGCCGGAUCUACAGUCUGUAUCAUUCCCUUCACCACUACAAGUAUCACACCUUCCUGCAUUGCAAGAAGGAGACGGACAGUAUUGAGCAGGCAGCAGAGGACCCCGGCCAGGAGGAGGUGGUGCAGCAGUGCAUGGCUAACCAGGGCUGGCUGGAGAGCCUCUUCAACUCCUUCAUGGAACUGCUAAGCCUCAGUGCCAAGGCCUGAAGGAGGACAGCAGCCCACCAAACUCACACAUCCACCUACAGUAUUAAGUAGAUGGAGGCAUCCAGAGUUUGUGAAACAAAAGAGUCACACUACAGAAACUGUAUGGAUGCUAGUAGUGCAAUGGUUCCAGCGAGAACAGCCACUGUUGGUUUAACUUUUAAAGUAUUUGUUUUAUUAUUGAGUCCAUUUUAAAGUACCUCUUGAUUUCAAGAAACCUAUUGAAAGAUGGAGGGUAGCGAACUAUGUGAAUGUGAUGGAUUUUCCUCAAAAGUUUGUCAAGACCUACAGAAUACUGACAGACACAUACAAGCUGUCUAAGUACGUCUUGUCAACUAUGGUUUGUAUAAUUUAUACAAGGACAUUUCUAAAACUGACCGUCCUAAGAUGGGAUUGUUUGCUGUUAUUAUUUUUGAAAAAUGUUUUAAAGGGGUAUACAUAAAUUGGCCCACCUGCAAUUUUGUGCUUCUAUCAGACUGACAGAGGUAAAACUAGAGUUGAGUGAGAGAGAAGUGAGGUUUAAAAGGACUAUGUGAUAGUCUCUUGUUUCUACCUGCCUCAGUUAGAAUGCAGUUGAUAUUGAAGGGAAAUGUGUUUAAAACUAAGCUGUGUUAUUUCUGUUUGCUCUCCAAAAGACAACGAGAAAGAGGAUUUAAUGCCUGCAACGACGAGGAACGAAAAAAUAAAGCACGACUUUCUUAAAGGAAGUGUGAGGUGAAAUGAUCCAAAAGCAUAAAUGUCAGUGUUUAAUGUUAGUCAUUUUUAUCUGUUUGCUGUUGAUGGAUAUUUCCUAUUAUUUGACCUCUCAGAGGAUAUUCUUUCAGAGCAAUUUUGUUGUUUUGGUGUGUAAAUAUUGUACAGCUAUUUCAUUCUCUAGUUCCCAGUUGCUCUUCUGUACAUGAAAUUCCUGUAUUUGACAUAAUGAAAUAAAACUGUUCAAAUGACAAAUGUGAUGAUGAA
Messenger RNA from Siniperca chuatsi (mandarin fish), 10047 nucleotides. RefSeq names its product proline rich 12b (gene prr12b). The coding region runs from base 481 to 9090 and encodes 2869 amino acids. The record is from RefSeq and is a predicted model, not a curated record. NCBI's taxonomy places the organism in Eukaryota, Metazoa, Chordata, Actinopteri, Centrarchiformes, Sinipercidae. The transcript is spliced from 16 exons.